This is a messenger RNA of Dracunculus medinensis (Guinea worm), 1443 nucleotides long. The record is from the annotation of a GenBank genome assembly. NCBI's taxonomy places the organism in Eukaryota, Metazoa, Nematoda, Chromadorea, Rhabditida, Dracunculidae.
AUGGAUACGAUUGUGGCAGGUGCUGUUAAUUUGUGUAGCGGAAUAUAUGCUGCCGUUGGUCUUUUUGGAUAUGUUGCAUUUCAUGACAUAGAUUUGCAUGGUGAUAUUCUUCUUUAUUUAUCUUCUUCAUUUAUCACUCAAAUGAUUAAACUGGCGUUCAUGCUAUCGGUGGCCGUAAGCAUACCAUUAAUGUUAUUUCCUACUCGUAUCGCUUGCUAUAAUUUAUUUAUUCGUGGGAAUUUUGGUGAAUUUACUGUUACGAAAAUGAGUGGUAUGACAUUUUUCUUGCUCACAAUUAUUGUACUUUUCAGUAAUCUUUUGAUCGCGAUUGUCGUUCCUAAUGUUGAAUUUAUUCUUGGUUUGACUGGGGCAUUGAUUGGUUCAUUGGUUACAAUUGUAAUCCCAUCUUUGUUGUAUAUCACGGUUACUCCAUCAGCUUAUCAUAGCAAAGAUAAUAUGAAACUUUAUGCGAAAAUAUCGGUAUUGAUCGGUUUGUUAAUGCUUGUCGGCAGUACAUUUACAAUACUUCGCACAGAAAGGGAAACGAAUAUUUUUGAUGAAAUUAUGCCUAAGCAUAAGAACGUUACAAAGACCAAUUUUCCGAAAUUUGGACAUCCAGAAAAAGCGGUUGACAAAGAAACUGAAGCGACGGCUGAGGAACAAAAGCCAGUUCCAGUAUCUGGUUCGAAUGACAAGGAGAUGGAUAAACGAUUCGGAAAGAUUAAAAAAUUGCUUCCUUCGGACCUAACUGAUGAAAAGAUGGAUAAUCAGCGUAAAGAAUUAGUUGAGGAACCGCUGCAAGUCUCAUCUCCACAUCAAAUUCCGAGAAUUGAAGAGAUUAGAGAAACUGAAAAGUCGUCUCAGGCCUUACCUUUACCUAAGGUUGAAAAAAUUAAAAAAGUCGAAAAACCUAGUCGAACUCCGCUCUCAUCCCAUACUUCGGAAGGGAUGGUCGAAAAAUCGAUAACGGUUCCACCUAAAGUAUUAAAAUCAGAAUUAGAAGAACGAGGUGAAGGAAGGAAUGAAAAGGCUAAGAAAGUUCCAUCUGCACCACAAGUCCCUAACAGAGUUAAAAUGACUCAGAAUCCAUCAGAAACUCCACGCGAAGGAACGAAUGAAAAAAAAUUGGAAAUUCCACCUCAACCAUCCGAAACAAUUGGAAAAACACAGAAACCGGUUAAACCUCCAUUCAAAACAACGAAGACUAUGGAAAAAACCUCACAAAAAAUCAGGAUAUCUGAAAAUAACAAGACACAAAACGAAGAAAAAGAACCAGCACAGAAGAAGACAUAUGAUCAAAACGAGACCAAUUUAAAAAAAUCCAUUGAGAAAAAAAAAAUUUUACAACCAAAUGUGGGAACCAAAACUGUAUUUAAUGAUGGAACUAAACAGCAGAGGGAAACUGUGCAGCCACAUGUGGUUGACGAAAAAAUUGUGAGGUAA